AUGGAUCAACUGCAUGGGUCAGCAAUAUUCUCGAAGAUUGACUUGCGGUCGGGUUAUCAUCAAAUAUUAGUGAAGGCGGAUGAUGUGCAGAAGACGACCUUCAGGUCCCGGACUCAGAAAGAGCAUGCCGAACACCUGAGGCUAGUGCUUGGUAUCCUAAGGGAGAAGCAACUAUAUGCUAAACUGUCCAAGUGUGAAUUUUGGAUGGACGAAGUGCAAUUCUUAGGACAUGAGAUAUCCGCCCAGGGGAUAGCAGUUGAUCUAGCGAAGUUUGAUGCAGUAGUUAAGUGGGAAAGUCCCAAGUCAGCAACAAAAAUCAGAAGUUUCGUGGGAUUGGCUGACUACUAUAGGAGAUUCAUAGAGGGAUUCUCCAAGAUAGUGGCACCUUUAACACAACUCACACGGGAGGACCAACCUAUCACCUGGACAGAUAAGUGUGAGGAAAGCUUCCAAGAGCUUAAGCGGAGGUUGACGAGUGCUCCAAUCCUAGUAAUCCUCGAUGUUGGAAAACCAUUUAAGGUUUACUGUGAUGCCUCUCAUCUAGGGUUAGGCUGUGUGUUGAUGCAGGAGAAGAAGGCAGUGGCCUACGCUUUGAGACAACUCAAAGUGCAUGAGAGAAACUACCCAACUCAUGACUUGGAGUUGGUGGCUAAUGUGUUUGCCUUGAAGAUUUGGAGGCACUACCUCGACGGUGCCCAGUUCCGUGUCAAUGACCACAAAAGCCUCAAGCAAAUGUGGUAG
Vigna unguiculata (cowpea) is the source of this 741-nucleotide messenger RNA. Lineage: Eukaryota; Viridiplantae; Streptophyta; Magnoliopsida; Fabales; Fabaceae. The record is from RefSeq and is a predicted model, not a curated record.